AUGGACGAGGAUGAUCUCAACAAAGACCACCAACAUGCUACCAACAAAUGGGCGAAGCAUUUCCUCGACGAAUACGGCGACAAAGGCGUCGAAAAGCUAGCAUCAAGCUAUCGCGAAGGACAGCCAUGUAGAUGGGAGCUUAAAAGGAAUGGCUCAUUCAACUCUUGCCAUAAGGUCGUCUUCAAGGACGGCACAGCAUGGGCAGUACGUUUUCCAAUUCCUGGCCGUGUGAUGCAUCCAGAUGAGAAAAUACGUCGUGAGGUAGCAGUCAUGAAAUUUGUAAAGGAGAAGACCAAGAUACCAGUUCCGAAGGUGAUAGCUUUUGGCACUGCUGCAGACAAUCAUGAUCCCAGUAUAGGCCCAUUCCUCAUCACUGAUUGGGUUGAAGGCGUACCUGUCACCAACGUCAUCGAAGAACUUCCUCGACCAUCUUGGAGCCCUGUACUGCGUCAUGACAUUGAGGAUAAUCUGCUUCGCAAAAUCUACAGUCAGAUGGCCAGUAUUCUUCUGGAGCUAGCAGAACACGACUUCACCAAAAUUGGCGCCCUAUAUAUGGCCGAGGAGGAUGAUACAUUGCCCUCGUGGUCUAUCGAGCAUAGACCUAUGACCAUGAAGAUGAACGAUGUUGGAGGAGGUGGAAAUGUGAUUGUAGAUGAUCAUACGCUUCCUCCAUUUGAAACCACUACGGACUACAUGCAACAUCUUGUGCAGCAAAACAUCACUCACCUGCAUAAACAGAGGAACUCAAUCGACGACGCUGCUGAUGCCCGGCGCAAGUUUAUACUACGCUGCCGGAUGGAAGCACUAGUACCGUAUUUCACCUCCAAAACGCACGAAUCUGGACCUUUCAAGUUAUUUUGUGACGACUUCAGAUUCGGGAAUGUGUUGAUCGAUGAGAAUACCCUGGAGUUCACUGGUGUCAUCGACUGGGAAUGGACUUAUGCUGCACCUCAGCAAUUCCUGUUCUCUGCGCCCCCAUGGUUGAUUCUGGAGCAAAAUCACUACAAAGAGAACUUCACCAUAUUCUUACAGUGCUUGGGCGAGGAAGAAGAAAAACGACAGAAUCAAAUACCAGAAGACCAACGCAUGUCGACUUUGAUGCGUCGGAGUCUAGAUGAUGGAACGUUUUGGUUCGCACAGCUGAUGCAAGAGGCUUUCAAUUUUGACGAGGAGAUCUUAUGGCGAAACCUCGAAAGAGCGGUCCAAGAAAGAAGGUUGCUGGAAGUGGGUGUUCCAAGCGAAGAGGACGAUGAGAAGUUUGUGGAAACGAAGCUGAUGGAGCUGGACCAAUACAACCUGGAGCUACGUAUGUUGUAA
Molecule: messenger RNA, 1317 nt
Organism: Aureobasidium pullulans EXF-150
Lineage: Eukaryota; Fungi; Ascomycota; Dothideomycetes; Dothideales; Saccotheciaceae
Exons: 3
Coding region: 1-1317 (438 amino acids)
Source: RefSeq, a predicted model, not a curated record